Molecule: messenger RNA, 3236 nt
Organism: Linum tenue
Lineage: Eukaryota; Viridiplantae; Streptophyta; Magnoliopsida; Malpighiales; Linaceae
Source: the annotation of a GenBank genome assembly
AGUCACGAGGCUCCUCGUGUUUCAACGGGAAUGCUAAGUAUAAAUAGCGGGAGAAUCCCCCCCCUGAUAAACUGCACAGUGCGCUGCGCCUGUACUCUUUCCCUCCUUCCCCUUCCCCAUUUUUCUCUGAGCUCGUCAGAGCAACAGAGGAGCCAGAGCCAGAGCCAGAAAACUUCGUCAGUCUUCAAGUUUCUCUGCCUAAAAACCGAAAGGAAACCCUAGAAAUCCAACUUCUCUGUCUGGUAAACAUGGCGAAGGAAUCAACUGGAUCACCUCAUUUGCCCGGACCCCCUCCAUCAAGUGCUAAGCCUGAUCUGGCAAUCCAGCAUGUGGAUCAAGCUGACAUUCCGAAAUACUCUAUUGUGAGUAGGAAGGGAGUUGGAAAGCUUGGGCGUCAGAUACCUUUGCUGACAAAUCACUUCAGAGUUUCUGUUGGUGUUCCAGAUGCAGUCUUCUACCAGUACACUGUUUCGAUUAGUUAUGAAGAUAAGAGACCUGUCGAAGGAAAGGGAAUUGGUAGAAAGCUGAUUGACAAGCUUUACCAAACAUAUUCUUCUGAAUUUACUGGUAAAAGGUUUGCCUAUGACGGUGACAAGACUCUCUAUACUGUUGGACCUCUACUGUUCAAGAAGCAAGAGUUCACUGUGGUUCUUGAGGAUUCUAUUGCCAAGGGCGAGCAUGGAAGCCCAUCCUCAAAAAACAAGAGGACAAAGUGUUCUAUUGGCUCGAAAAGCUUUAACAUAGAAAUCAGUUAUGCUGCGAAAAUCCCAUUAAAGCCCAUUGCUCUUGCCCUCAAAGGUAAUGAGGCAGAUAUUGGUGGCAUUCAAGAUGCUGUGAGAGUACUGGAUAUCAUACUGAGGCAGCAAGCAGCCAACAGGGGCUGCCUUUUGGUAAGACAGUCGUUCUUUCAUGAUGAUGCAAGAAACUACACUGAUGUUGGGCAGGGCGUAAGUGGCCUAAGAGGUUUCCACUCUAGCUUCCGUACCACUCAGGGUGGUUUUUCACUCAAUAUGGAUGUUUCCACGACAAUGGUCUAACUCCCGGGCCAGUGAAAGAAUUCUUGUUGGUGAAUCAGAAUGUGAGAGAACUUCGAGAGAUUGACUGGGACAAGGCUAGGAGGAUGUUGAAGAAUUUGAGGAUUAAGGCAACACACAACAAUAGGGAAUUUAAGAUCAUAGGUUUGAGCGAGAUGCGGUGCAAUCAGCAACUUUUUUCAAUGAAAGUGAGGAACAGUGAUGGCACAAAUGGGGAUGCAGAGAAUGUUGAGAUGACAGUUUAUGAGUAUUUUACCAAACAUCGUUCUAUACCAUUAACCUAUUCAGGAUUCUUGCCUUGCUUAGACGUUGGCAAGCCAAAAAGGCCAAAUUUUCUGCCAUUGGAGCUCUGUUCAUUGAUUUCACUCCAGCGAUACACAAAAUCCUUAUCAUCAAUGCAGAGAGCAUCUUUGGUUGAAAAAUCAAGACAGAAACCUCAGGAGAGAAUAAGAACUGUUACUGAUGCUAUGAGAACAUAUCGCUAUGAUGAAGAUCCACUGCUCUCUGAAUGUGGCAUCUCGAUAGAAAAGAAAUUGACAUCUGUCAAUGGACGUAUCCUUGAUACCCCGAAGUUGAAGGUUGGUAAUAGUGAGAACUGCUUCCCAAAUAAUGGUCGUUGGAACUUCAACAAUAAGUUGCUUCUGAAAGCAACGAGCAUUAAGCGGUGGGCUGUUGUCAACUUUAGUGCUCAAUGUGAUACUAGUCGCCUGUCCCGUGACCUGAUCAACUGUGGAAGGAAAAAGGGCAUUGAUAUUGAGGGUCCCAAGAGUUUAAUCGAUGAAUAUCCUCAGCUUAGAAGAAGCAGUCCUCUUGCUAGAGUGGAAAGUAUGUUUGAGCAAGUUAGAGACAAGCUGCCUGGUCCGCCUGAAUUCAUCCUGUGUCUCUUGCCACAAAGAAAAAAUUCUGAUAUUUAUGGGCCGUGGAAGAAGAAAUGUCUAAGUGAUUUCGGAAUUGUUACACAGUGCAUUUCUCCACCACGUGUUAUUAAGGAUCAAUAUCUUACAAAUGUACUUCUGAAGAUCAAUUCAAAGCUUGGAGGGAUAAAUUCUAUGCUGGAAGUUGAACUUACUCGAGCCAUUCCCUUGAUAACUCAAACACCAACAAUGAUUUUGGGGAUGGAUGUAUCCCAUGGUUCUCCUGGUCGGUCGGAUGUUCCAUCUGUUGCUGCGGUUGUUGGAUCCCUCGAAUGGCCUUAUAUCACAAAGUAUAGAGCAUCAGUGAGAACUCAGUCUCCUAAGUUGGAGAUGAUAGAUGCUCUCUACAAGCCUACAGCCAAUGGCACAGAUGAUGGCAUCAUGAGGGAAUUGUUCAUUGAAUUCUAUAAGACAAGUGGUGCCAAACCUAAACAAAUUGUUAUUUUCAGAGAUGGAGUGAGCGAGUCACAGUUUAAUCAGGUGUUAAACAUUGAGCUGCCCCAGAUUAUCAAGGCCUACCAACAUCUAGGUGAGACUGAUGUGCCAAAGUUCACAGUGAUUAUCGCGCAGAAGAAUCACCAUACUAAGUUAUUCAAGGCUGAAGGCACUGACAAUGUUCCUCCUGGGACGGUCGUGGACACAACCGUUGUACAUCCCAGAAACUAUGACUUCUACAUGUGUGCUCACAAUGGCGCCAUCGGUACCUCAAGGCCAGCACACUAUCAUGUAUUGGUUGAUGAGAUAGGCUUCUCUCCUGAUGUUCUACAGAACCUCAUCCACUCUCUCUCCUAUGUCUACCAGAGAAGUACAACAGCAAUCUCUAUCGUGGCUCCCGUUUGCUAUGCCCAUCUGGCAGCCGCACAGAUGGGACAGUUCAUGAAGUUCGACGACAUGUCGGAGAAUUCUUCUGAAGUCGUGACAUCUGCAGGAGUUGCUGCUGUUCCGGAGCUCCCUAGGUUGCACAAAAACGUCGAGGCUUCAAUGUUCUUCUGCUAGAGAUGCUCUCUUCCGCCACCAACCAACAUCUUCCCGUACAUAUCGGCUCCUCUUUUGUAGAGAUUCUUGGCAGAGUACAGAAUGCCAAGCCUAUUUUACAGGAAUACAUAAGGUUACUCUUUUAGCUAGGGUACAGCUCAAUUGCUACUACUACUGAAACCUCUGGCGGUUCUAUAUUUUGACGGAAACAACCUCCCAGCUCUCAUGAAGCGCGGUGACAAGUUUUGUAAUGUAAUGAAUGGUUUAUUAUGAUAGGGCGGUUUGAUAUUUAUGUUCUGUUUACCUUUCUCCA